UACUCACACAUUUAACAUAGCUAAACAAACAAACCCCCUCUCUUUUUUAUUUUAUUUUAUUUUUGCAUUUCCUCCAUUUUUCCAUUUUCUCUCUCCUCUUUUCUCCACUCGGAGACACACUAUUCGUGCAUCCUCUCUUCCUCCAUCUUUUCCCCCUAAGUUUCUGCUCUCAAGAGAGAGAAAGUUGUUUCAGUUUUAGUUUCAGUUGCAGGUGGUUUCGUUUCGUUUUUGUUGCAGAGAGAAAACUAGGAGAGAGAAAAAACGACCUACUUCAUCAACCGUGUUCGUCGCAGAAAUCGAGUAAAAAAGUUGAAAUUAUUCGGUGUUUUCGUGUGUAUGAAUUCAUCCGAAAGUAAGAUUGAAGAGAAAUUCAUGUCUGAGUAUGAAUUUAUUUUGAAGAUUUUUGUCGGUUUUUCACUGAUUUGUUGAAGAUAAGCUUUGGAUUUUUUCUUCGAGGUUUUGGUAGGGUUUGGUGAUAUUUUGAGCUCAGAAAGAGGUAUUAGAUGAGAGAUCUGUGUUGAAAACUAUCAUUUUCUCACACAAAUAAUUUCAAUUAAAAAUAAAUUUUAAAAAAUAAAUAAAAAAAAUCACCGAAAAAUGAGUUCAUCGGAAAUAUCGAUUAAAGCGACAGAUGAAGGAGGAGCAAUUAAAGCAGGGCAACAACAUCACCGUCAUCAUCAAGUUCCCGGCGCCGGAAAAGUGGAUCCGGAAACAGCGCUGUAUACGGAGUUGUGGCAUGCUUGUGCUGGUCCUUUGGUGACAGUGCCUCGUCUAAACGAGCUUGUUUAUUACUUUCCUCAAGGACAUAUCGAACAGGUUGAAGCCUCCACUAAUCAAGUAGCUGAUCAGCAAAUGCCUGUUUAUAAUCUUCCAUGGAAGAUCCUGUGCCGUGUUAUCGACGUGCAAUUGAAGGCUGAAGCGGAUACAGAUGAGGUUUAUGCCCAAGUGAUGUUACUUCCCCAACGAGAAGAGAAUUCUUUAGAGAAGGAACCUCAGCCGCCUCCGCAACCGCAUUUCCAUGUGCAUUCAUUUUGUAAGACAUUGACUGCUUCUGAUACGAGUACUCAUGGUGGGUUCUCGGUGCUCAGACGACAUGCUGAUGAAUGUCUUCCACCGUUGGAUAUGUCUCGACAACCACCUACACAAGAGUUGGUGGCCAAGGAUCUCCAUGGAAAUGAGUGGCGUUUCAGGCAUAUCUUUCGGGGUCAACCAAGGAGGCAUCUGCUUCAAAGUGGUUGGAGCGUGUUUGUUAGCUCAAAAAGACUUGUAGCUGGUGAUGCAUUUAUUUUUCUCAGAGGUGAGAAUGGUGAACUUCGUGUUGGAGUGAGACGUGCCAUGAGGCAGCAGGGCAUUGUGCCUUCAUCAGUCAUAUCAAGUCAUAGUAUGCAUCUCGGCGUUCUGGCAACAGCAUUGCACGCAAUCAGCUCUGGGACUAUGUUUACUGUUUACUACAAACCUAGGACCAGUCCUGCUCAGUUCAUUGUUCCAUAUGAUCAGUACAUGGAGUCUGUGAAGAAUCAGUACUCCAUUGGGAUGCGUUUUAAGAUGAGAUUUGAAGGGGAAGAGGCUCCAGAGCAAAGAUUUACAGGCACUAUUGUUGGCAUUGAAGAUGCAAAUCCCAAUCGGUGGCAAGACUCCAAAUGGAGGUGUCUGAAGGUCCGCUGGGAUGAAACUUCCACUAUACCUCGUCCAGACAGGGUUUCACCCUGGCAAAUUGAACCUGCUCUGACUCCUCCCACCAUAAAUCCCCUUCCAGUGACUAGAGCAAAACGGCCUCGUGCAAAUGUUAUGACUCAAUCUUCAGAGUCCUCUGUUCUUACAAGAGAAGGUUUCUCUAAAGUGGCAGCAGAUGCUUCACCAGUAGGUGGGUUUUCAAGAGUCUUGCAAGGUCAAGAAUAUUCGACCUUGAGACCCAGCCUUGCAGACAGCAAUGAGUCUGAAACUGUCGAAAAACCCCAUGUGUGGCCCAAUUCCGUUGAUGAGGAAAAGUUUGAGAAUGCCAAUGCUUCAAGGAAAUAUGUACCAGAAAAUUGGAUAUCAGCAACAAGGCCUGAACCAACCUAUGCUGAUCUGCUGUCAAGUUUCGGUGUCCAUAAUGAAACAGCCUCUGGAUUCCACUCACCUUAUCAAACUGCUGCUUCUUCACCUAUGAAAAAGCAUAUACUGGAUCAAGAUGGCAGAUUUAGCAUGCUUGGAAGUUCCUGGUCCAUAAUGCCUACCAGUCUUUCGCUAAAUAUGUCAGAAUCUACUAUGAAAAUUCAUCCACAAAGUGGCAAUGUUUCAAAUCAAGCUCCAGGAAAUACGAGAUAUGGAGGCUUUAAUGAAAUGUCAGUGCUCCGUGGUCAUAGAAUUGAUCAUCACAAUGGGAGCUGGCGGAUGCCUCCACCAGGCCAAUCCUGCUUUGAAUCCAGAGAGAUUGCAACGCGGCCUUCACAAAUUGAGCAGGAGCCUAUCAAAUCAAAGGAUGGGAACUAUAAAUUAUUUGGCAUGUCCCUCAUUAGCAGUCCCACAAAUCAGGAGCCUUCUACCUUCAGCAGAAGGAAUGUUGAUGAGCCUGCAACUAAUUUGCCUCCCAUGCUGCAUCAUCAUAACAGUGAACCUGAUAGAAGUUUAGAACAGUCCAAGGGUUCCAAACAGAUGGAUAAUUUGCCUGCUUGCAGUGAGCAGGAUAAGAAAAUGCCAUGUUCCCAAUCACUUUCUCGAGACGCUCAAGCGAAAGUACAAGGUGGUUCCUCCAGGAGCUGUACUAAGGUGCAAAAGCAAGGAAUUGCCCUCGGUAGGUCUGUGGACCUCUCAAAGUUUAGUGAUUAUGAUCAGUUGGUUGAAGAAUUGGAUCACUUGUUCGAUUUCAAUGGUGAACUCAAGAUCCCUGAGAAGAAUUGGCUGAUUGUCUACACUGACGAUGAGGGUGAUAUGAUGCUGGUUGGAGAUGACCCGUGGCAGGAAUUCUGUUCCAUGGUGCGCAAAAUUUUUAUCUACACGAAGGAGGAAGUCCAGAAGAUGACUCCCAGGACAUUGAACGCCAGGAUUGAAGAGAAUACGCCAGCUGCUGGAGGCUCGGAUUCUAAAGAAGCGAAACAAUCACUACCUUCAUCAGCAUCUAAUGCUGAAAGCCAUUAGUAGAUGACCUUGAUGGUUCUACGUUUUCUGAGCUGGCAUCUAUAUAGGAGUAUGUGCAUUCCUUAUGGUUGUGUCGGGAUCGCUCUAGGUAUGGCAUUGAGGCCGUCUUGAAGAUGGAACCUUUCGUAUAGUCCGUCUAUAUUGCUCCCAUUUUUGGACGUAUUCUGGAGUCUUUUUGGUGUCGAGCCAUAUACAUAAUAUAAAUGUAUACCUUAAUUGCAAAGAGGCAUUAUUAGCCUUCCAGCCUCGAAUCAAUCUUGUAAAUAGCCUUUUUAUCCCUGACCAGCCUGUCGAUGUGAUGUAAGUAAGUGUUGCGUAUCUAAUGAUUUUAGCCACGUUAUUCCAUUCUAGCACAUUCCUCGAAGCUUCAAUCUGCUGAUAUUUCACUUGUUGAUGCUUAAGUGUAUGAAUGUAACAUUGAGCUUUGAAAUUGGACGUGAACUCUGUUAUUUAA
This is a messenger RNA of Beta vulgaris subsp. vulgaris (sugar beet), 3574 nucleotides long. Its product is annotated as auxin response factor 2A. Gene Ontology annotation, biological process: response to hormone; regulation of DNA-templated transcription. NCBI's taxonomy places the organism in Eukaryota, Viridiplantae, Streptophyta, Magnoliopsida, Caryophyllales, Amaranthaceae. The transcript is spliced from 15 exons. The coding region runs from base 598 to 3120 and encodes 840 amino acids. The record is from RefSeq and is a predicted model, not a curated record. Gene Ontology annotation, molecular function: protein binding; DNA binding. Gene Ontology annotation, cellular component: nucleus.